This is a messenger RNA of Plenodomus lingam JN3, 546 nucleotides long. RefSeq lists its product as uncharacterized. Lineage: Eukaryota; Fungi; Ascomycota; Dothideomycetes; Pleosporales; Leptosphaeriaceae. The record is from RefSeq and is a predicted model, not a curated record.
AUGCUUUUCUAUUGCCUCGUAAGUUGUCUGUUCUUAUGCCGGACCAUCUCGGCACUCGAGCUUCCAUAUAACCAUGGACAACAACAACCGCUUCACCCGUCCAAACAAAGUUCCCGAGUGAACAAAGACUCGGCUAGAGGAACCGUCCUAUUGGGGUACAAGGAAACUGGGAGCGAUGUGGAAAAAGCAAUUGAAAUCCCGUGGGGAACCCGCAUCCCAUCAGGUAUGCAUGCACUUCUGAAGUCAAAGCGAACAUCCGUAUUGACCAUCUGCCCAGGCAGAAACCUACCUGUGCACCCAAAGACAUUGAGGGUGUUGACAGCCGCCAACAAUCUGGGACAAGCGAUGCCGUUGGAAAGACUCGAGAAAAUCGUGUGCUAUUUAGAGCCAAAAAUGACGGCGAACAAUAGAGAAGCAGUCGAACUCGCAAUGGGAAGGAAAUCUUGGGAGGGUGUUUCACUCGGUGACGGUAUAGUCGAGUUUGAGAGGAGUGACUCGAAGUGGUUCUUGAGAGGCAUCGGCGUGAGCGCUUACCAGUGCUGGUAA